This is a messenger RNA of Paraphaeosphaeria sporulosa, 1319 nucleotides long. RefSeq names its product meiotically up-regulated gene 64 protein. The transcript has 5 exons. The record is from RefSeq and is a predicted model, not a curated record. Lineage: Eukaryota; Fungi; Ascomycota; Dothideomycetes; Pleosporales; Didymosphaeriaceae. Bases 10 to 972 code for a protein of 320 amino acids.
ACCGCCAACAUGGAGAAUUUCCAGAAACUCGGCGCUUUCGGAAAGAACAUCUCUGCUUCGUUCACGCCUUUUGCGGCGAGGACGCAGCAGUUGGUCAAGGAGACUCUUGGUCAGGAUGUAGACAAGACGCAGCUCCCCCCGGACUACAUCGAGCUCGAGAAGCGCGUAGAUGCGCUGAAGAAGGUGCACAACACUAUGCUCCAGGUCACCUCCCAGUACUCCAACGAAGCCUAUGACUACCCAACCAACAUUCGCGAGUCUUUCAACGACCUUGGCCGGACCGUCGGCGAGAAAGUUCAGCUUCUCUCCGCCGCCACCUCCCCCGCCGAAGCCCAGGCUGCCCUCACCGCACCCCCCUCCGCAAAGCCGCAGCCCAAGACCUUCAGCCACGCCGUCGCUCGCGCCGCCAUCAACAGUUCGCACACGCUGCAGGGAGAGCACUCGGGCGCUGGCGAGGACCCGCUCGCCACGGCGCUCGAGAAGUUUGCCAUUGCCAGCGAGAAGGUCGGUGAGGCCCGGCUGGCGCAGGACGCCCAGAUUCAGAGCAAGUUUCUCGCGGGCUGGAGCACGACGCUCAACACCAACAUCAUGUUUGCGACGCGCGCGCGCAAGGCGGUGGAGAACUCGCGGCUCAGCCUCGACGCAACCAAGGCGAACGUCAAGGGCGGCGCCUUCUCGCUGCCUGGCCAGAAGGCGCAGCAGCACACCCUCAACGACGAGGACCUCACCGAGGAGCAGCGCGCCAAGAUUGAGCAGGCCGAGGACGAGUUCGUCGGCCAGACCGAGGAGGCUGUCGGCGUCAUGAAGAACGUCCUCGACACCCCCGAGCCGCUCCGCAACCUCGCGGACCUCAUCGCCGCGCAGCUCGAGUACCACAAGCGCGCGUACGAGAUCCUCUCCGAGCUGGCACCCGUCGUGGACCAGCUGCAGGUCGAGCAAGAGGUGCGUCGCCAUGACUCCUCUGGUUUCUAGAAGACCCCUGCCUUGAUCUGUCGUCGUGACCAUCUACCCCUACCCAAUAGUCUAUCUUAUAUAUUCCCUUGGUGUGCCCCGAUGUUGCAGUCCAAUUCUUGUAAAGCAGACGCAGCGUACUUUCCACUGAUUACAAGCGCGUAGGCUAGCUACCGGAAGGCAAGAGAGGGUGCUUAGAUGGAGCAGGCGCGGUGUGAUUGACAGGACUGAGUGAGAAGGAGCCUGGGCUGGCCUAGCCAUUCGAUAUGGUGCCACCGCGUUGGUUGUGUAAGACAGACGCGUUUCCUUGAGUCUUGUUCGCAAGAGCGAGGGAGACUGUUAUUCCUGCGUGUUAGUUUGAAAACGCA